This is a messenger RNA of Lampris incognitus (smalleye Pacific opah), 1809 nucleotides long. RefSeq names its product RNA binding motif protein 34 (gene rbm34). Gene Ontology annotation, cellular component: cytosol. The transcript is spliced from 11 exons. Lineage: Eukaryota; Metazoa; Chordata; Actinopteri; Lampriformes; Lampridae. Gene Ontology annotation, molecular function: mRNA binding. The record is from RefSeq and is a predicted model, not a curated record. The coding region runs from base 159 to 1490 and encodes 443 amino acids.
CGAAAGAAAACGUGAUAAGUUGUAUGUCAGCUGCAGUGUAAACAAUGUGCUGUGAGUCGAUGUGUAAGUUUUAGAUAGUUUCAUCAAAGUAAUACUCGCAUUUACCGAACCUUCCGGCGCCUGUGUUUUAGUGACUUUAGAUAACUGAAGACGUGACAAUGACAAAGAAGCGUCAACAAAAAAGCAAGGAGAAUUUAACUGAUAAGCUGUCAGCGGACUAUGUGGUGGGAGAAGUGUCGAGCAGCUUGUUUCCAAAAGACUCUGCAGCCUCCGGCUCCCUGUCUGCAUUAUUCAGUUCUGCACCUGCACCUUCUCCCCUUGUGUUUCUCCCUGCACCAAAGCCUACUCAGAAGACCUCGGAGGUGAAAAAUCCUCCUGAAAAGAUUUCGCAGGUCAAAGCUCCGAGUACCCUGGACCGUUCCAGGCCACACAAGGAAAAGUCAGCAGCUGAACGCAAGGUUGAAGAGAGGGAAAGUGCUUUGGAAAAUGCAGAGAAGGAAGAGCAGAGGGAGAAGACACAAAAGACACUCAAGAAGACUAAAAGGAAAGCAUCAGGAUUGGGAGAGGAUGGGGAAAAGGUGAGGAGGCCUGCCAAGAAACUGAAGAGGGCUGACAUGGAGGCUGAGGCAAUAAAGACAAAGAGGACAGUAUUCGUGGGGAAUCUUCCACCCAGCUGCACGAAGAAGACGUUACAGUUGCUUUUCAGGGACAAAGGGGCCAUCGAAUCCAUUCGGUUUCGCUCUGUGGUAAGGGAGGAUCCUUCUAUGUCCCGCAAAUUAGCAGCAAUUACACGCAAAGUUCACCCCAAGAAAUCAAGUAUCAACGCCUAUGUGGUUUUUAAAGAAGAGGAGGGGGUUACCGGGGCCUUGGAGAGGAAUGGCCUGGAGAUUGAGCAUGGCUUUCACAUCAGAGUAGACAGGGUGACAAAAGCCUCCUCGCAUGAUCACAAGCGAUCAAUAUUUGUGGGAAAUCUGUCAUUUGAGUUGACCGAUGAAGCAUUGCGACAGCAUUUUGUGGAGUGUGGGAAGGUGGAGGCUGUGCGAAUAAUUCGGGAUGCCAACUCCGGCAUGGGGAAGGGAUUUGGUUAUGUCCUGUUUGAGGAUGCAGAUUCAGUCCAAUUAGCCCUGAAGUUAGACGGCUCCAAGCUGGAGGGCAGGUCCGUCCGGGUGAGGAGGUCGGUGAAGAAACAGAAGCAAACCGCCCCUGGAAAGGAGGCCACAAGAAAUACAGGCAAGGGCCCAACGAAAGACCGGACCGGCACCGAGGGACGAGGUGGAGACACGAGGGGGCCCACCAGAGGUCGCCACAGAGGCGAUUUGAGGUUUGGGGCUCAGAGGAAUUUCACAGGGACAAAGACCAAGACGGGUCCAGUCAAAGCUACAAAAGGCCCAUCCACCUUCAAAGGUGAGAUGGCAGAUCCCAGCAAAAAAUUUGUCAAGAAAAAGGGACUGAAAAAGAAACAGAAGACAGGGAAGCGCGUUCAUAUUUGACACCGUUCGAACGGAUCUGAUGCGAAUUCAAACUGUCUGUUGAGAUGGAAAGGGUCAUGGUUUCUAUCCUGAGAUGGGGUCAUUUAAGAAGCGCUAUAGGAGGAAAUUUACAAUUAUUUUCACUUCUGCUCCCCAGCAGACAAAAAAAUUCUAUCCCUGAAUUAAACGCCGACUACGUCCAACAUGUUGUAUUUUUGAACUGUCUUGACAUUUAAUAUGGGGGAGAGGGUUCCCCAAGUUUUUCAGAUAUCUGAAGAUCUAACCUGUAAGUGUCAUCAGUUGAGAAAUUCCCCUGUCCUCUUUUAUGAAGUACCAUCAU